Penicillium maclennaniae is the source of this 2256-nucleotide messenger RNA. It is a transcript of the gene pab1, whose product is annotated as polyadenylate-binding protein. NCBI's taxonomy places the organism in Eukaryota, Fungi, Ascomycota, Eurotiomycetes, Eurotiales, Aspergillaceae. Gene Ontology annotation, cellular component: ribonucleoprotein complex. The record is from RefSeq and is a predicted model, not a curated record. Gene Ontology annotation, molecular function: RNA binding. The coding region runs from base 1 to 2256 and encodes 751 amino acids. The transcript has 2 exons.
AUGCUUAGUAACAACAGCUAUCCAAAAUGUCUGCUGAAACCGCCACCAACCCCCCCGGCCGCUGAGCCCACGGCCACCUCGCCCGAGGCUAACGGCUCUCCGGCUCCUGCUGCUGCUCCCGAGACCGCCGGCGAGGGCGCUGCUGCCAACAACCAGCCCCACUCCGCAUCCCUCUAUGUCGGCGAGCUCGACCCCUCCGUGACUGAGGCCAUGCUCUACGAGCUGUUCUCCUCCAUCGGCCAGGUUGCUUCCAUCCGAGUUUGCCGUGAUGCAGUCACCCGCCGCUCUCUCGGCUAUGCCUACGUCAACUACAACAACACCGCCGACGGUGAACGCGCCCUCGAGGACUUGAACUACACUUUGAUCAAGGGUAAGCCCUGCCGCAUCAUGUGGUCUCAGCGUGACCCCGCUCUGCGCAAGACUGGCCAGGGCAAUGUCUUCAUCAAGAACCUUGACAAUGCCAUUGACAACAAGGCUCUUCACGAUACCUUCGCUGCCUUUGGUAACAUUCUCUCCUGCAAGGUCGCCCAGGAUGAGUUCGCCAACUCCAAGGGUUACGGUUUCGUCCACUACGAGACUGCCGAGGCUGCCAACAACGCUAUCAAGCAUGUUAACGGUAUGCUUCUUAACGACAAGAAGGUGUUUGUUGGUCACCACAUCUCCAAGAAGGACCGCCAGAGCAAGUUCGAGGAGAUGAAGGCCAACUACACCAACAUCUACGUGAAGAACCUCGAGCUCGAGAUCACCGAUGACGAGUUCCGCACUAUGUUCGAGGCAUUCGGUGAAAUCACCUCCGCCACUCUCAGCCACGACCAGGAUGGCAAGAGCCGCGGAUUCGGUUUCGUCAACUACUCUACCCAUGAGAGCGCGCAGGCCGCCGUGGAGGAGAUGAACGACAAGGACGUCAAGGGCCAGAAGCUCUAUGUCGGCCGUGCUCAGAAGAAGCACGAGCGUGAGGAGGAGCUGCGCAAGCAGUACGAGGCUGCUCGUAUGGAGAAGGCCUCCAAGUACCAGGGUGUCAACCUCUACGUCAAGAACCUGACUGACGACGUUGAUGAUGAGAAGCUCCGCGACCUCUUCACUCCCUACGGCACCAUUACCUCUGCUAAGGUCAUGCGCGACUCCGUCGGCGACGAGAGCCCCGCCUCCGAGGGUGAGGAGAAGACUGAGGAGAACAAGGAGGCUGAGACCAAGGAGGAGGAAAAGAAGUCCGAGGAGAAGCCCGAGGAGGAGAAGAAGAAGGAGGAGGACAGCGAGGAGCAGGAGGAGGGCGAGAAGUCCGACAAGAAGGGCCUCGGCAAGAGCAAGGGCUUCGGCUUUGUCUGCUUCAGCAGCCCCGAUGAGGCCUCCAAGGCUGUCACCGAGAUGAACCAGCGCAUGGUUAACGGCAAGCCCCUCUAUGUCGCUCUCGCCCAGCGCAAGGAUGUCCGCCGCAGCCAGCUCGAGGCUAGCAUCCAGGCUCGCAACACCAUCCGCCAGCAGCAGGCCGCCGCUGCCGCUGGUAUGCCCCAGCCUUACAUGCAGCCCGCCGUCUUCUACGGCCCCGGCCAGCAGGGCUUCAUCCCCGCCGCUCAGCGCGGUAUGGGCUUCCCUCCCCAGGGUGGUAUGGUCAUGCCCGGCAUGCCCGGUGGUCGCCCCGGUCAGUUCCCCGGUCCCUUCCCUCAGCAGGGUGGUCGCGGCAUGGUCCCCGGCCAGCAGAUGCCCCCCAACUUCCAGGGCAUGCCCAUGGGCAUGCAGGGCCCCGGUAUGCCUAACGGUAUGGGUUACCCCAUGCAGGGCCCCGCUUUCGGCCGCGGUGCUGGUGGCCGCGGUCAGGUUCCUGGUAUGCCUAUGGGUCAGGGUAUGCGUGGUGGUCCCGGCUACGGUCGUGGUGGUCCCCAGAUGGGCCGUGGUCAAGGUCGUGGUCAGGCUCCUGCCGGCCAGCCUGGUCAGGAGCAGCCCGCCUCCAGCAACCCCGCUCUCGCCAACGCUCCUCCUGCCCAGCAAAAGCAGAUGCUCGGUGAGGCUUUGUACCCCAAGAUCCAGGCCCAGCAGCCUGAGCUUGCCGGCAAGAUCACUGGUAUGCUUCUGGAGAUGGAUAACGCUGAGCUUCUUGGCCUGCUUGAUGAUGAGGAGGCACUCCGCGCCAAGGUCGAUGAGGCCCUCAGCGUUUAUGACGAGUACAUGAAGAACAAGGGUACCGAGGGCGAGGCGGCUGGCGAGGCCAAGCCUCAGGAGGCCGAGAAGGAGGCUUCCUCGGAGGAGAACAAGUCUUGA